Molecule: messenger RNA, 1823 nt
Organism: Trichogramma pretiosum
Lineage: Eukaryota; Metazoa; Arthropoda; Insecta; Hymenoptera; Trichogrammatidae
Product: sialin-like
Exons: 5
Coding region: 203-1687 (494 amino acids)
Biological process (GO): monoatomic anion transport; transmembrane transport
Molecular function (GO): transmembrane transporter activity
Source: RefSeq, a predicted model, not a curated record
UGUAACUUCUAAUUCAAUCUUAUUUUUAGCAAGUUAGUUUUUCGCGAUACAAGUAAAAGAUGUACAGCCUGAUCGAGCGUUGCAAGGUUGAGUAAUUCACUAAUUUUAAAAUAAGCAUAUUACAAAUGCUUACGUUGCUGUAAAAACUGUCAUCAACGGUAGAAGAGUUCUUGAUUCCGUGCAUGAAAUAAAUGUAUUUGAAAUGGCGGCAGUACUGAAAUCCUGUUGUAUAAAUAUUCCUCAACGAUGGGUCAUUGUAACGAUGGGUUUUUUAGGAUUAUUCAGUGCAUAUCACAUGCGAAUAUGCUUAUCUAUAGCCAUUACAGAAAUGGUCGAGUCAACGGAAAAAACCUUGGAAUUAAAAGGAGAAACGUGUCCUGGUCUUAAUAAUUCAAUUAAUUCAGAGGGAAAAAAUGAUAUUGCUCGUACAACUCGUUUGUUUGAUUGGGAUGAAUAUACUCAGGGUAUAAUACUGUCCUCCUUCUACUGGGGCUACCUCUUCACCAAUCUCCCCGGCGGAGUGAUAGCCGAGCGCUUCGGCGGCCGUCACACCCUCGGCCUCGGCAUCCUGUCGACCUCGCUGCUCACCCUGGCGACGCCUCUCGUCGUCCGUCACGGCGGCCUCCGGGGCCUGAUCGCGCUGCGAGUGCUCAUGGGCGUGGGCGAGGGCCCGACCUAUCCCGCCCUCACCGCUCUGCUCUCCCAAUGGAUUCCGGAGGACGAGCGAUCCAAGGCAUCCGCCCUGACCUUCUCGGGCGCCUAUCUCGGCACGAUCUUCGGCAUGUCGGCCUCGGGAAUCAUCCUGAAGUACACCAGCGACUGGGAGGUGGUUUUUUACUUCUACGGUGUGAUGGGCUUGGUGGCGUUUUUGCUAAACGCAGCGUUCUGCUACAGCAGGCCGGACGAGCAUCCGUUCAUAUCCGAACGGGAGGCGAAGUAUUUGAAAGAAAAAUUGACGAACAACCACGCGAAUUCCAAAUCUAUACCGUGGCGCGCGAUACUGAGAUCCAAGCCCGUGUGGGCGCUGAUGAUAGCGACGAUCGGCAACGCCUGGGGCUUCAUCACGAUAGUCAGCGACAUGCCCAAGUACCUCGGCGGCGUGCUCAAGUUCUCCAUCGAGAGCAACGGCUAUCUGUCGUCGCUGCCCUACCUCUGCAAGUGGAUCGUGGGCAUCGUGGCGUCCAGCUUCGCCGACCACCUCGUCGCCCGGGGCCGCCUGAGCAUCGGCCAAGUACGCAAGAUCGGCAGCGCCGUGGCCGCCUUCGGUCCGGGCGUCUUCAUGGUCGCCGUCUCGUACGCCGGCUGCGACAAGAUCCUGGCCGUGAGCUUUCUCACGCUGGGCCAGAGUCUGCUGGGCUGCGCGACCUUCAGCGUGCUCGCCAACGCCCUCGACCUCGGGCCGAAUUACGCCGGCACGAUAAUGGGCCUGGUCAACGGCAUCUCGACGCUCAGCGGCAUCUUCUCGCCGUACCUGGUCGGCCUGCUGACGCCCAACUCGACGGUCGACGAGUGGCGCUCGGUCUUCUGGAUCGUCUUUCUCAUGUUCGCCGUCACGGAGGUGGUGUUCUUGAUCUGGGGAAGCGGCGAGCUUCAAGAGUGGAACGAUCCCGACUUCCUCGCCGACAAAGAAAGAGAAAGAGAGAAAGACGUCGUCGAAGGCGUACAAUUGUUGCAAAAGAAUAUCUAGACUUAAUUUCUGUUUGAUACGCGAUAUCUUAUUUAUUUGCGCGAGGUUCAAAUACAACAUAAUAAUUUCGGCACAGUAUUUAUUGAAAUUUAAAAAACAUUUAUCUCAAGCAAAAUCUUUGCGACCUUCGUGGAUU